AUGGUUGUAUCAGUUGAUAAAUAUUCCGUGCAAUGUUCUUUGGUUGGGGAUGGAAUGGUGGGGAAAUCUUCCCUUGCUAAAGCCAUCACUGGACAAAGUCUGGACGAGGGAUACACUGCCACCACAGAGGAAAGUUAUUCUGCUUCUAUAUCAGUGAAAGGAGAUACAUAUUCUUUAAAUAUCUUGGAUUCAUCAGGACAGCAUGAUUACGAUAGCGUAAGGACACAGGGUUAUAGAGACAACGACAUAUUUGUCGUCUGCUUCAGUGCUGUGGAUCGGGAAUCCUUGGAGAGUGUUCAGGAUUUCUGGAUCCCCGAAAUCCGCCAGAUCGAUAGAAAACGCCCCAUCAUUUUGGUGGCAACUCAGACCGAUCUAAGAGGGGAAGAUACUUAUCCCGUUACAAAAGCAGAGGGAAAAAACCUUGCAAAACAAAUAUGUGCUUUCAGUUACCUUGAGUGUUCAGCAGCACGACAGACUGGUAUUACAGAGGUUUUCGAACAAGUCGUGAUGGCGACUCUGAAGUACAGGAAGCGCCGAAGUCUCAUCAAGCGAGUGUUUGGUCGUUGAACACUGAUCGUCAUGAAUGUGUUGAUCACCUUGAAUGAUCAUGUUCAACAUUCAA
This is a messenger RNA of Saccostrea echinata, 622 nucleotides long. RefSeq names its product cdc42 homolog. The record is from RefSeq and is a predicted model, not a curated record. Gene Ontology annotation, molecular function: GTPase activity; GTP binding. The coding region runs from base 1 to 567 and encodes 188 amino acids. Lineage: Eukaryota; Metazoa; Mollusca; Bivalvia; Ostreida; Ostreidae. The transcript is spliced from 2 exons. Gene Ontology annotation, biological process: small GTPase-mediated signal transduction.